Caenorhabditis briggsae is the source of this 1701-nucleotide messenger RNA. The record is from RefSeq and is a predicted model, not a curated record. Lineage: Eukaryota; Metazoa; Nematoda; Chromadorea; Rhabditida; Rhabditidae. The transcript is spliced from 6 exons. The coding region runs from base 1 to 1701 and encodes 566 amino acids. Gene Ontology annotation, cellular component: SAGA complex.
AUGCCUAGGAACAAGCAUAAACCACAACAACGACCUCCAAAUCUUUUGGAAGAAGCUCCAGCAGAUCAAAAGCAAAUUGUUUUGAGAGCAAUGUUGAAAGAAUGUAAGGAUCACAUGGACAAUGAGAAUGCCGCCAAUAAAGUGAUAGCGGAGCUUCAUAAGAAAGCUGGAACUUCUAAUUUACAGCAAAUGAACAAGAAACAAAGAUCAGAUGCACAUGAAGCGUACAAAAAGAAUGUGGUGGACAUGGAUAAAGGAAGAAACUUAUUAGCAUCCCAUAUCAACGCACUCAAAGAAGCUCGUCUCUCAGCAAUUGCAGAAUGGAGGAAAACUAAAGAAUCCAGUGGUAUCCAGAUACUUGAACUCAGAUGUGGUUGCUCUCCGAUUUGGACUCCGAGUAUCAGCGAGGAACCGCUCGGUGUUGCUGGAGUCAAAAUUCCAGACGAUCAGAAACUUGAGAAAGGCGAUGAAGUUGCGGCGUUCAUGGAAGAUUCUAAAACGUGGAUUGCGGCAGAGGUAAUUAACGCAGCUUCGAACAACCGCUACGAGUGUUUCGAUACCGACGACAAAGAAAUGAAGCCUGUCAUGUUUUCUCGGAAACAGCUCAUACCUAUGCCAAAGUAUACUGUAGAUUACAAACGGUAUCCCUGGCUUGCUUUCCCAAAAAAUGCUAUCAUCUUGGCACUCUUCCCAAAAACAACGUGUUUCUACGAAGGAAUAGUGCACGCGCCUCCAGACCAAGUUUCUGGAAAAUACAAAAUUCGUUUUGUCGACAACCAGCGAGCCAGUAAUUAUGCGGAUCCAGUCGAAGUCUCAGACAGAUAUGUAGUGGCGUUUAGGCAAGAUCCAGUUGUAAAUGCACGUCCUUCAAAAAAAGCCAAUUUGGAAACAGAAGAUUCAAACCAACCAUCAACAAGCGGAUCACAAAAACAAACGAAAUCAAAAAAGAAGAUAGCAACUAUCACUCUCGAUGAUGACAAAGGCUCCCCUGGACCAGCUCUUAUAGCUGAGUUCAAAAAGCCUAAAGACGUUUUGUUAUCACCGAAGAAAUCAAAACCGAAACCAAAAUCAAAGGAGCCCAAAGUGAAGAUCAUUCGAGCAAAGGUUCCACCGCACAAAAAAUACUUUUCCACUCGUCAGUUCGGGAAGAAGCGAGUCAAGAGAAAGCCAAAGAAUGCCGUUUCGUCUUCUUCAACUCAAAACGAACCAUCCAUUAGUGAAGACCCAAAAGAGGCUUCCAAAUCUGAGAGGAAGCAGGAAGAAGAGAUGGAACACGAUGGGGAAGAUGAGACCGGUGGAAUGGAUGACAUGCUCGACGGACUCAACGAAUUUGGUUUGGAAGAUGAGCGAGAAGAUACUGAUGAUGAAAAGGAUAAUGGAGCUGAAAAAGCUGGCGAUGAGGAAGAAGAUGAAGAAAGAGAGGGAGAAGUUGAAGAUGAAGCCGAAGACGCUGUUAUCGAUUUGGCUGAUGAAGAUAACAAUAACGAUGAAGCUGAUAACACGAGAAAUUCCGUGACACCAUAUCAAGACUGUGAAGAGGGAACAUCCACUGGCCCAGAUGGAACAGUAAAUAAAAAUGGGUUGGAGAACGAAACCGGCAAAAGGUCACGAAGUUCUUCAAGCUCUUCCAGUGUUCAAUCUGGACUCAGCGAUUCCGAUCAUGAAGGUGAUCGUCCUGCGAUUAGUUUAGACAGCGAAUAA